AUGGGCGAUAACAGCUUGCCAGUUCGAACUUCGCAGUCAAGUGUGGACGUACCAGACAUGAACAACCAUACUGAUCACUCCUUACCUGCACAUGGAGACAAGCGACCAGCCUUUUCUCCAGAGUGGAAUUCAGUCGCUCCGUCGGGUUACACCAUCAGCGAGCACAUUGUGGGCGAGCCACCAAUAACGGAGAAGCCCUUCAGACUCCUGUUUCUCGGCGCGGGCGCCUCGGGCAUCGACUUUCUUCACCAUGCGAUCACGGAAGGCGCACUGGCGGGAUUGAACGUGGAAGUUGUAUGCUACGAGAAGAAUCACGAUGUAGGCGGCACGUGGCUCGAAAACAGAUACCCAGGCUGCGCCUGCGACGUCCCGAGUGUAUGCUACCAGUUCCCUUGGAAGCCCAAGCAUGACUGGACCAAGUACUACUCCGGCAGCAAAGAGAUCUGGGAGUAUAUGGCUGGGAUUGUGGAGGAGGAAGGCCUUCGCAAGUACAUCCAACUGCGCACCGAGGUCACCAGUGCAGUAUGGGACGAGCAGACAUCGAAGUGGGUGAUAAAAGCCCAACAAUACGACGACCAGGGUGCCGUGGCUCGAGAGUUCGAGGAGCACUUCGACUAUUUCGCCAAUGGAAGCGGAUUCUUGAACGCGUGGAAGUGGCCGGACAUCCAAGGCCUUCACGACUUCAAGGGGAGCUUGUAUCACACGGCGCAUUUCGACGAAACUGCAGACCUCAAAGGCAAGCGCGUCGCCGUGAUCGGAAGCGGAAGCUCCGGCGUCCAAACGGUCGCCUCCAUCUACAAGGACGUUGCCGAGCUCUAUCACUGGAUCCGAAGUCCGAUCUGGGUGACGGCAGGAUAUGGACAGGCUUACGCCGGCGAAAACGGUGAAAACUUCGAAUAUUCGGAAGAACAAAAGCAGGAAUUCAAACGGGACCCAGAAGGAUAUCGUAGCUACAGGAAAAAGGUCGAGUCCGAGCUGAAUAUUCGGUUCAAGAACAUCCUUCGCCACACGGCCGAGGCCGAAGAAACUCGCAAGUUCUCUCUCGCUGAGAUGUCCAGAAGGCUGGCAUACAACGAAGAGCUGAUCCAGCACAUCAUCCCCAAAGACUUCAAUGUGGGCUGCCGUCGUCCGACUCCCGGCAGUGGGUACCUUGAAGCCCUAGUGGCACCCAAGACCAAGGUAUAUUUCCAAGACGUCCACUGCAUCACGCCCAACGGAUUCAAGCCUCAGUCCAAUUCUCCCGAGCAGACCGUGGACGUGAUCAUCUGCGCCACUGGAUUUGACACAUCCUUCCGACCUCGCUUCCCCGUCAUCGGCUUGAACGGCGCCAGCAUCUCGGAGAUGUGGCAGAAUCACGCUCUCAGCUACAUCAGCACGGGCGUGCCCGACAUUCCCAACUACUUUACCUACUUCGGCCCCUACGGCCCUCUGGCCCAGGGUUCCCUCCUCCCGGUAGCCACGGCGCUGACAAUGAACCUCAUCGCGACGCUCAAGAAGAUCCGGGUGGAGCAUGUCCGUCGCAUGUCUCCCAAGCCUUCGGUGGUCGCCGACUUUGGUGAGCAUGCCAUGACAUUCCAUCACCGAACUGCCUGGACGGAACCCUGCCGAAGUUGGUUCAAGCAAGGCCGCGUCGAGGCGAACCCGGUCGUCUGGCCUGGAAGCCGACUCCACUACUUGGAGGUAAUCUCGACACCUCGGUUCGAAGAUUUCGACAUCGAGUACAUCUCGGGCAACCGGUGGGGUUGGCUCGGAAAUGGGUUUGUGCUUAUCGAGUUCGGAGGGGACAUUACCUAUUAUCUGAACGAAGACCCUUCCAAAAAGUAG
This is a messenger RNA of Cladophialophora yegresii CBS 114405, 1824 nucleotides long. RefSeq lists its product as uncharacterized. Bases 1 to 1824 code for a protein of 607 amino acids. The transcript has 5 exons. Gene Ontology annotation, molecular function: NADP binding; flavin adenine dinucleotide binding; N,N-dimethylaniline monooxygenase activity. NCBI's taxonomy places the organism in Eukaryota, Fungi, Ascomycota, Eurotiomycetes, Chaetothyriales, Herpotrichiellaceae. The record is from RefSeq and is a predicted model, not a curated record.